AUGACCGGCGUGACGGGCCUGCUGGGCAAGGUGGUCCUCCACAAGCUCCUCUCCGUCCUCCCCGACCUCCCCGACCCCUCGCCGUCGCACCAUCAAGCCGGCGGUGGCGAAGAUGGCGAAAGCCACGGCGGUGCCGAUGCCGCUGAGCUGGGCUGCCGCAUCAUGGUGCUGGUGCGGCCCAAGGCCGCGGCCAAGAAGGGCGGCGACGCCGUGCCCGGGCGCGUGCGGUUCGCGCGCGAGGUGCUGACCAGUCCGCCCCUCCAGAGCCUCCUCACCACCCGCCCCUCCCUCGCCCGCUACAUCCACGUGGUGGAGGGCGAUAUUGGUGAAGAGGGCCUGGGCCUGUCGGAGGCCGACCACAACUUGGUCACGUCCCAGGUGACGGUGAUUUUGCACAUGGCGGCCACCACCCGCUUCACGGAGCACAUCCAGCUGGCCAUCCAAAUGAACGCCCUCGGCGGCCUGCGCGUGCUCCGCUUGGCCAAGCAGUGCGCCCGCCUCCGCGCGCACGUGCACGUGUCGACGUGCUACGUCAACUGCACGCUGUCGGGGCCACCGGGCUCCGAUCCCCGCGAGAUCGACGAAACUAUCUACCCCAUCCGCACCCUCAUGCAGCGACACAUGGAUCCCUACAAGACGGUGAGCACGAUCGAGGGGAUGACCUACGAGCACGCCGAGAAGAUGACCCGCAAGAUCAUCAGCCCGUACCCCAACACCUACACCUUCUCCAAGAUGCUGGGCGAGCAGAUGCUCCAGAAGGAGAAGGGCUCCGUCCCGCUCUGCAUCGUGCGGCCCGCCAUCAUCGGCCCCGCCGUGCGCGACCCCUUCCCGGGCUGGGUCGACUCCCUGAUCGGCCCCGCCGGCGUGUGUUUGGCGGGUGGUAUGGGUGUGCUGCACGUGAUGCGAGGCAAGAGCCGGCAGGUGGCCGACCUCAUUCCGGUGGACUACGUGUGCAACACCAUCCUCACCGCCGCCUGGCACACCGCCCGAAACCCGCCCGGCCGCCGCAUCCCCAUCUUCCACUCCGCCUCCUCCGGCAAGAACCCGACGGACUGGUGGACGAUCAUUACGGUGGGCAUCCAGUGGUUCCGACGGAACCCGAUCAAGCACGAGCUCAAGCAGUUCCCGUUCGCGUUCGUGGUCAACAACUUCUGGCUCUUCCUCAUCGCCCACAUCAUCUUCCACACGACGCCGGCCGCCAUCGGCGACGUCCUCCGCAUGCUGCAGGGCCGCAACGCGAAGCUGGUGGCGGGCUCGAACCACCUCUACACGGUCAUCACCCAGCUCACGCCCUUCACGUCGCGCCAGUGGCAAUUCCUGGCCGACAACGUCGACACCAAGCUGCUGGCCUCCAUGUCCGAGCAGGACAAGAACAUCUUCGAGAUCGAGGUCCGCAAGAUCGACUGGGAGAUCUACACCAUCACCCUGGCCAAGGGUCUGGUGCAGUUCCUGCUCAAGGAGGAACUCACGAACAACCUCGCCGCCGCCAUCCUGGAAAAGAAGAAGUUCACGGCCGCCCUGUGA
Acanthamoeba castellanii str. Neff is the source of this 1524-nucleotide messenger RNA. RefSeq names its product NADbinding domain 4 domain containing protein. Gene Ontology annotation, biological process: long-chain fatty-acyl-CoA metabolic process. NCBI's taxonomy places the organism in Eukaryota, Discosea, Longamoebia, Acanthamoebidae. The coding region runs from base 1 to 1524 and encodes 507 amino acids. The record is from RefSeq and is a predicted model, not a curated record. Gene Ontology annotation, molecular function: alcohol-forming very long-chain fatty acyl-CoA reductase (NADP+) activity. Gene Ontology annotation, cellular component: peroxisome. The transcript is spliced from 9 exons.